CCUUUUUUUUUUUCUUCCCUGAAGCAACGCCGUCGGCUGAGGAGUUCGGAGACGCGCACGCCAAUCUGCCACCACCGAGAUUCACACGGAAACUAGCCAGUCAUCUAGACCCAGAUCUCUCUCGCUCGCUCACCGGGCCGCGCCAAUGGCAUCCGCCGGCGCCGAUGAGGCCUCUGCGGCGGCGCAGCCCAGGGCCGCCAUCACGCACGUCAUCUUCGAUAUGGACGGCCUCCUCCUCGGUAUCCUCUCUCUUUUCCUCCUCUGUUUCCUGGAUUCAAAGCGAGUCUUGUCUCCCGAUUCUACGGGACUUGCGCUGGUUCUGAGUGCGUCUGGUGGUGUUGCAGACACGGAGGGCUUCUACACGGAGGUGCAGGAGAAGAUCCUCGCCAGGUACGGCAAGGUCUUCGACUGGUCCCUCAAGGCGAAGAUGAUGGGCAAGAAGGCCGCCGAGUCGGCGCGCAUCUUCGUCGACGAGUGCGGCCUCGACGGGCUGCUGACACCCGAGCAGUUCCUCGAGGAGCGCGAGAGCAUGCUCCAGGCGCUCUUCCCAUCCUGCACAAAGCUGCCAGGGGUACUACGUUUGAUCCAUCAUCUUCAUGCGAAUGGAAUACCAAUGGCUGUUGCAACAGGAUCCCAUAAACGUCAUUUUGCACUGAAGACACAGAACCACCAGGAAAUGUUCUCCCUGAUGCAUCAUGUUGUCAUGGGGGAUGAUCCGGAGGUGAAGGCUGGCAAGCCAUCUCCUGAUAUUUUCCUCACUGCUAUGAGGAGGUUUGAGGGCAAUGUAGAACCCAGUAAAUGCUUGGUUUUUGAAGAUGCGCCAUCCGGUGUAGCAGCAGCGAAAAAUGCUGGAAUGUCUGCGGUGAUGGUUCCAGAUCCGAGGCUUGAUGUUUCAUACCACAAAGGAGCUGACCAAGUUCUUAGUUCAUUGUUGGACUUUAAACCCAGCGAAUGGGGCUUGCCGCCUUUUAAUGAGUAGACAAAUUUUGUAUAAUGAGAGAACUCAGUGAAGGACGUGAGAAAUUCAAGCACUGAAAGCGUUAAGAUGUUGCUCAUUGAUUUGUCUUAGGCCUUGGGCCAUAGUAACAAUUUGAGGAUUCUUGUUGCCUCUUAUUCAAUGAAGAUCGUAUGACAGUAAUACAGAUGUGUUCAUGUA
Molecule: messenger RNA, 1156 nt
Organism: Setaria italica (foxtail millet)
Lineage: Eukaryota; Viridiplantae; Streptophyta; Magnoliopsida; Poales; Poaceae
Product: (DL)-glycerol-3-phosphatase 2
Exons: 5
Coding region: 146-979 (277 amino acids)
Biological process (GO): glycerol biosynthetic process
Molecular function (GO): sn-glycerol 3-phosphatase activity
Source: RefSeq, a predicted model, not a curated record